ACUUCCAUUCAGGAUUGAACGUAACAAUGAAGUCUUUGAUUUUCUUAAUCAUCAACGUUGCCAUAACUUUGGCUACGCCAACGCAUUACCAGUACCACGGACCACCGGCGCCCAUAGGCCAUGAUGGCAGGGUCAUGGACACGCCGGAAGUAGCACAUGCCAAAGCGGCACAUCUGGCUGCCGUAGCGGAAGCUGUCGCGAAGGUUCCGCAUAGCGUGGCUUCCUACGUGGAAAAUCAGGACUAUCGCGGAUAUGCAAACCCCGUAUCGGUUGAUCAUCAACUGUAUCACAGCGGAUACGGAUAUCACGGGCCGCCUGCCCCGUUAGAUCAUGAUGGUCGCGUAAUAGACACGCCGGAAGUGGCCCGAGCAAAAGCCGCGCAUCUAGCGGCUUACAAUCACAUAGCUUCCUCGACACCUGUCGCGUAUGAUCAUUCGCAGAUUUACAAGCCACCGGUUUACAAUCAUGACGGCUAUUAUAACAGUGGCUCGUCAAACCCCCAGUCUCACGAUGACAGAGAGAUUAACGGUUACAACGAUUACUAAUUUUGAUUAAAAGAACGUACGCGGCAACGUCGAGUUGACACUGUCGCGAUUAAAUGAUGACGUCGCGUUUAAAAUCGACGCGACAAAAUUAUGAAAUUGACGUUGCCACAAAGUUGCACAAUUGGAAAAAGCGUUCCUUAAUUUUAUAUGGAUGGUAGUUAGUUAUACAAUGCGUUUUCAAGUUUCGUGAUACGCUGUAAAUGAUAUGCACCUUGCAUCAUCGGCUUUCAGGCUGAACCGUAAGAUGCACGCAUCGGAUUGUUAUCUAAGACGCAUUUUAGCCUGUAAGAAAUAUAAAGCAUUCCAUUGUUGUUUCCUGAUUUCCUAUUUUAUUACAACAGUAUGCUCCCAAUACUGCUGGUUUUACUGAAUUAAGAAUUUCUUUAA
Acromyrmex echinatior (Panamanian leafcutter ant) is the source of this 932-nucleotide messenger RNA. RefSeq names its product cuticle protein 2-like. Lineage: Eukaryota; Metazoa; Arthropoda; Insecta; Hymenoptera; Formicidae. The record is from RefSeq and is a predicted model, not a curated record.